Molecule: messenger RNA, 1253 nt
Organism: Owenia fusiformis
Lineage: Eukaryota; Metazoa; Annelida; Polychaeta; Sabellida; Oweniidae
Source: the annotation of a GenBank genome assembly
GCAUCAGAUUCAGAAAAGAUUACAAGAUAAACAAAACAUCCAUGAUAUAAGUACAAGCAUUUAUUUUAUAACAUAUUAACUAUGCUUAAGAUGUAAAACAUUUCUACUUUUAGUUUACUUUUGAAAUACGUACACCAUGCAUGGACAUUGGAUAUUGUUAGGAGUGAUUUCUGCUGCAUUGACAUUUGAUUAUAUACACGCACAAGAAAGGGAACCAGUUGAUGGUGGGUGGUCAAAUUGGAACAGUUUCUGGGCCGGAUGUAACAGACAAUGUGGAGAUAAUGGAACGCAGAUACGCAAACGAAAAUGUACUAAACCUGCUCCUAAAUAUGGCGGUAAGCCGUGUGAAGGUCUGUCAUAUGAGAGGCGACCGUGCAACAGAUUCCCUUGUGUACCAGUUGAUGGUCAAUGGGGUCCAUGGGUUGACUACCCAAGAUGCAGCAAGUCAUGUAAUGGGGGAACAGAGGGUAGAUACAGGGUCUGUAAUAGACCUCGUCCAAAAUUAGGGGGCAAACAAUGUGAAGGUCCUAGAUCCGAGUUGACGCCGUGCAACACGCAACCUUGCCCCCCGAUUGACGGUGGUUGGAGUUCAUGGACUAACCCUGACCUAGCAAUGUGUUCUGUGUCGUGUGGUGGAGGCUGGAAGACUAGAAAACGUUGGUGUGUCAAACCUCGUCCUUUGAAUGGAGGUCAGAAAUGCCAAGGAGAAGGACGAGAAACCCUUUCCUGUAACACUCAGCCAUGUGAAGAGCCCAAAAGACGAACAAUAUCCAACGAGUGUAUCGAGUGUCUGUGCAGAGGGCCUUGGGACCAGAAAAAUUGGGGCUGUGAGGCUGCGGCUGCUGCUAAUAACAAAUAUAGGAUCAGUACUUCCUUUUAUAUCGACUGCGGGAAACCUGGUUGGAAUUAUGAAGAAUGCGUUGCCAAUGAGGAGUGUUCAAAACAUUGUAUACGUCGCUACAUGUGGAAGUAUGUCCCAAGGAAGUGUUACCCAAACUUCAAUGCCCGCGAGGCACCCGAAUGUGAAGACUAUGCUAGGUUCCAUUACUAUGGCCCUGCUGGGUGUGGUACUGCAGGUAUGGCUCGGGUGAACAAAUUUGUACGGAGAGUCAAAAGGUGUGUUACUGGAGACGAAAAUGCAUCUCUUAGACCGUGGGAGGGCCACGAUAUUCCCUUCAAGAACCCAAAACCAAUCCGUAGGACGACGACGCCAAGGAAAUAAAUGAUAUUUGUAUGAAAAUGUGUUGAAUAAA